AACGUCGAGAAAGCCUAUAUCUCUUGGGCUACCUGCAGCACAAAAUGGCGAACACAGCGUCCCCCUUCGCACUGCAGCGCCUGCUUGCACGCCUGGACCAUACGCUCUUCUCACCAGAUGCCGACUCACAUCUUCAAAACUCACAGUACGAGCGGAAUCGCGUGGGCGCAAACAUCGAGCACGCCCGGACUCUACUCCUCACUCUAGAAAAGCAGUCUGCUACACUACGCUUAUCACAAGCACAACAGCAACAAGCCAAAGCCGAUCUCGAGCGGAAGCGAGACUGGAUAAAGAAGCUGAAUACCAGAUUACGAGAACUGGACGCUAUCGCCGAGAACGAUGAAGACGAAGACAGCGAGGACGAAAUAGACCGCGAGCAGCAAGGGGAUAUCCUAAGUUCAUACGGUCCAGCUAGGCACGACACAGAAGCUGGUCUGGAAACAGGAGGCGCCGAUCCUGAUAACGCGCAAAAUCGCAGCGGAAAGAUUGAUGCAGCUCACAUUCAACAAGCCAUAUCCUCACAAAUACAAAGCGAGAUACGCUCGCGAGGAGGCAAUGCGCGGCAAUCAAAACUACAAGCAAGUGAUAAUCGCUCUGCAGCAUCAACAUCAGCCCGCGAACAGCUCUUCUCAAAUCGUGCUAAGGAGCCAGCGAACGAUGGAUCCCUUCAGGCCACGGAGACUCUAAUGUCGCACAAUCGUACAGAGCAGGAGUCCCUCACGUCAGGACUAUUGGGGCUCGCAAAAGCUUUGAAGGAGUCAAGUCAGCAGUUUGGUGCGAGUCUUGAAGCUGAGAAGGACAUCUUGAAGAACGCCGAGGGAGGCCUCGACAAGAAUGCUCUAGGAAUGGAUGCCGCGGCUCAGAAAAUGGGCACUCUACGGCAAAUGAGCGAAGGGCAAGGAUGGUGGGGAAGGAUGAAGCUGUAUGCCAUGAUCUUUGGGCUGUGGGUUGCUUGCUUUCUUGUUGUAUUCGUUGGACCGAAGAUAAGGUUAUAA
Molecule: messenger RNA, 995 nt
Organism: Pseudocercospora fijiensis CIRAD86
Lineage: Eukaryota; Fungi; Ascomycota; Dothideomycetes; Mycosphaerellales; Mycosphaerellaceae
Exons: 1
Coding region: 45-995 (316 amino acids)
Biological process (GO): retrograde vesicle-mediated transport, Golgi to endoplasmic reticulum
Cellular component (GO): SNARE complex; endoplasmic reticulum
Molecular function (GO): SNAP receptor activity
Source: RefSeq, a predicted model, not a curated record